CCGUCCGGUCGCAGUUCGUCUCCGAGACGCUUCCUGUCCGGUGAGCGCCGACCGACUGGAACGGCGGCCCAUAAUGCACUGCGAUGGCGGGGAGGCGUAGGGGAGGGGGCGGAGCCAGGGCCGGAAGUGGAGCGGUAGCAGCCGCGGCGGCUUGGGCGGCUCGGGACAUCGUGCAAGUCUUACACAGGCACCAUGAUGCUUCAGAAGCUCUUCCGGUUGUCCUCCGUCAUCCGUUCCGCCGUGGCAGUGCAGCUGCGGAGGAACAUCGGGGUCACGGCAGUGGCGUUUAAUAAGGAACUUGAUCCUGUGCAGAAACUCUUCGUGGACAAGAUCAGAGAAUACAAAUCCAAGCGACAGGCAUCGGGAGCACCUGUUGACGCAGGCCCAGAGUACCAGCAAGAUCUGGAGAAGGAACUUUUUAAGUUGAAGCAAAUGUUUGGUAAAGCAGACAUGAAUACGUUCCCUACCUUUAAGUUUGAAGAUCCCAAAUUUGAAGUAAUUGAGAAACCCCAGUCCUGAAGAAAUAAUGGAAAGUUAAUCUGGUAAUCUGUCAUGUGUUGCUUGUACAAUUAAUGAGAGGUUUCACAAUAAACAUACGUUUGGCAAUGA
This is a messenger RNA of Ochotona curzoniae (black-lipped pika), 609 nucleotides long. RefSeq names its product ATP synthase peripheral stalk subunit F6 (gene ATP5PF). The transcript is spliced from 4 exons. Lineage: Eukaryota; Metazoa; Chordata; Mammalia; Lagomorpha; Ochotonidae. Gene Ontology annotation, molecular function: proton transmembrane transporter activity. Gene Ontology annotation, biological process: proton motive force-driven ATP synthesis. The record is from RefSeq and is a predicted model, not a curated record. Bases 193 to 519 code for a protein of 108 amino acids.